Molecule: messenger RNA, 1454 nt
Organism: Nematostella vectensis (starlet sea anemone)
Lineage: Eukaryota; Metazoa; Cnidaria; Anthozoa; Actiniaria; Edwardsiidae
Product: golgin subfamily A member 6-like protein 22
Exons: 4
Coding region: 179-1087 (302 amino acids)
Biological process (GO): regulation of microtubule polymerization or depolymerization; neuron projection development; microtubule depolymerization
Cellular component (GO): neuron projection; cytoplasm
Molecular function (GO): tubulin binding
Source: RefSeq, a predicted model, not a curated record
UGGUGAGACUGUUGGUAUUUGAAGGCCUCGCCAUGCGUGCUGUCGUGUUUCGCGGGUAAAGUGACUUUCUUCAAUGCCGUGUGCAGUAGUAUAAAACAACGUUUUGUUUUACCCGAAACCUAAGUGAAAAAGAUAAGUUAUUGUGAAUAUUGGCCAGGAACUCGUGCUAAAAUUCAAGAUGAUGUCCAUGGAAUCAAACGCAAACGGUCAAAUGCAUUCAGACAUUUCUUCCUCGAAGGGCUCUAAGUCGAUUGCCUACGAGGUUUGGUUCAUGCCUGUUGUAAACGCACGCAAGCCAAAUGUUUCACCAAUGAAGGGCAACAAAAACAUCAGCAAAGACGACCUGAAAGUUAAGAUUGAAAGAGCAGCGGAGCGAAAAAAGAAACAAGAGGAAAAUAUCAAAGCAAGACAGGCGGCAAAAGCAGCUCAUAUCAAACAUGUACAAGACCUUGCAAACCAACAGAUUCGACAGACGGAGGAGAAAAUCAAGCAAAAGAUGGAAGCAUAUCGAGAAAACAAGGAGGCUAUAGAGAAGGAGACCCAGGAGAAACUGCUAGCCAAAGAUGAACAUGUAAAAACAGUUCAAGCACAGGCACAGGUUAUGGCAGAGGAGCACUCAAAGGUAACAGAGGAAAAGUUGCAACAAAAAUUUGCUGCAAGCAAGGAGAUAAUUGAGGAGCUGCGAAGUGCAAAGGAAGAAAAGCUACAAGCCCAUGAGAGACGUGUUAGAGUAGCACAGUCGAUCGCACAAGAACAGAUAGAGCAGCAGUCAAAGCUGAUAGAGGAGAAAAUAAUGCAGAAAAUGGAGAUGACGAAAGAGAAGAGGGAUAGCUACAUGGAGGCUCUUAAGACCAGACUGCAUGAGAAAAGCCUUGAUGUUGAGCAGAAACGGCAAACUAUGGAGGAGAUUCAAAUGUUCCAGCGCAAAAUUCUUGAAGAAAAGCUGCAGCAUAAAAUGCAGAAGUACGAGGACAACAGGAAGGCACAAAUGAAGGCCAAGCAAGAUCAACUUGAUGCACAUAAGCAACACCAUGAGCAAGUUCGCUCAAAAGCAAUGGAGAGAAAGCUCAGGUCAAAGCAUGGUUGAUGAGACGAUGAACUGUGAAUUCUGUUCUUAUUGACACAGAAAUCCCCCUGCCAAGGUGCUGUAUUUGUACCAAGGUGUUACCACGCUCUGAUAAUUUGAGCUUAAAUCAAUGUGUGAAGUGAAUAUAUUUAUCAUUUAUCUAUUUAUGAAAUUUAUUGGAGUUUUCAGAUCUUCUUAUAAAAACUUUCUAAUUUAGAAACAUAACAAUGCUAUCUGCUAUUUCUCAAGCUAAUGCAUACAUGCUUUUGCAAGAAAAAAUCUUAUCAAUAACAAUCAAAUUAUAAUGAGUACUUUGAGAACCAUAAAAUACUUGCAUGAUUCUGUGCUUUUGUAUUUUCUAAUAAAUGCACAAAAAAAACCCACAAAA